AUGAGGGUUAUAGAACUAGUCAUUGAUGGCUUCAAAUCAUAUGCCAUCCGGACCGUCAUAUCGGGAUGGGACGCAAGCUUCAACUCGAUCACAGGCCUGAAUGGGAGCGGAAAGUCCAAUAUCCUCGACGCGAUAUGUUUCGUUCUCGGCAUCACCAACGUGAGCGUGGUGCGCGCGCAGAACCUCCAGGACCUUAUUUACAAGCGCGGACAAGCCGGAGUCACGAAAGCGAGCGUUACAAUCACAUUCGACAAUAGUAACAAGAAGACGAGCCCGAUCGGCUUCGAGGAAUAUGCGCAGAUUUCGGUCACCCGCCAGAUCGUGCUGGGCGGUACCAGCAAGUACCUCAUCAAUGGACACCGUGCCCAGCAGCAGACGGUCCAGAACCUAUUUCAAUCCGUUCAACUGAAUAUCAACAACCCGAAUUUCCUGAUCAUGCAGGGUCGAAUCACGAAGGUUCUGAAUAUGAAAGCGGUGGAAAUCCUAGCGAUGAUCGAGGAGGCGGCAGGGACGCGCAUGUUCGAAGAUCGACGUGACAAGGCUAUCAAGACGAUGGGCAAGAAGGAGUUGAAGUUACAAGAGAUUUCCGAGCUUCUGACUGAAGAGAUUGAGCCGAAAUUGGAGAAAUUACGUCAAGAAAAGCGGACGUUCCUCGACUACCAACAGACACAAAGCGACUUGGAGCGUUUGACACGAUUGGUGGUCGCCUACGACUACGUCCGGUAUAACCAAAAGCUAUCAAGCGCCGCAGACGAUCUCGAAGCCAAGAAAAACCGGGUACAAGCAUUAGAGGAGUCUGCCAUCCGACUGAAGCGAGAAAUUGACUUCCUCCAAGAAGAUAUCAACAAGGUUAAGUCUGCAAGGGAGAAGGAGCUGCGAAAAGGGGGCAAAUUCCAGGCGCUGGAGGAACAAGUCAAAACUCAUUCCCACGAGAUCGUCCGACUCACGACCGUCAUCGACCUCAAGACUUCGAACCGAAACGAAGAAGUCGACAAACGCCGCCAGCUAGAAGUCAGUGUUAAGGAUCUGGAGCAGCAGCUGGCGGAGAAGACCACGAUUCACGAGAAACUCGAGGUACAGUACGCGAAGGCCCAAUCCGAAUUUGAGCGAGAGAGCAAAGAAUUCGAGCAAAAGGAAGAGCUGUUGCAGACACUCCAAACCGGUGUUGCGUCACGGGAGGGGCAGGAGGGCGGCUACCAAGGCCAACUACAAGCCGCGCGGACACGAGCAAGCGAAUCUGCCACCCAGCAAGAGCAGGCAAGACUAAAGAUCAAGCAUCUCGAGCAGCAGAUCAAAGAAGAGGAGCCGCGUGCCAAAAAGGCGAAAGAGCAAAAUUCCGAUCUACUGAAGGGCCUCGAUGCGCUGCAUGCCCAAGCGAAGAAACAGGAAUUCGAUUUGAACCGGCUGGGAUUCGAGCCGGGGAUGGAGCAAGACCUGUACCAACAGGAGUCGCAUCUACAACAGCGGGUACGAGACCUUCGAAGUCAGGCGGAUGGCUUGCGUCGGAGGGUUUCGAAUAUCGACUUCACAUACCACAAUCCGACCCAAAAUUUCGACCGGUCGAAAGUCAAGGGUCUCGUCGCGCAAUUGUUUAACUUGAACAAGCAGCACACACGAGCCGGUACAGCCCUUGAGAUCUGCGCCGGUGGCCGGUUAUACAAUGUCGUCGUCGAUUCCGCCGAAACCGGUACGCAGCUCCUGCAGAAUGGCAGGUUGAAGAAGCGGGUCACGAUCAUCCCGUUGAACAAGAUCGCGGCGUUCAAAGCGUCGGCCCAGAAGAUCAAUGCAGCGCAGAGAAUCGCCCCGGGGAAAGUCAACCUUGCGCUGGAGCUGAUUGGCUACGAUGAUGAGGUCUGCGCGGCCAUGGAGUAUGUGUUUGGAUCGACCCUAGUCUGCGAAGAUGCCGCGACUGCGAAGCGGGUGACGUUUGAUCCGGCGGUUCGGAUGAAGAGCGUCACGCUCGAAGGCGAUGUGUACGACCCUUCUGGUACGCUUUCGGGAGGUAGUGCGCCGCAUUCAAGUGGAAUGCUUGUGACGCUUCAGAAACUCAAUGAGACCAUGGCUGAAUUGUCCGCCGCUGAGCAAGAGCUAUCUGCUCUGCACGAGACACUUUCUCGAGAGAAGCAGCGGUUGGAUGCAGCCAGAGGCCUAAAACAGGGUCUUGACCUCAAACAGCAUGAGAUCAAGCUGACGGAGCAACAAAUCAGUAGCAACUCGUCUACCUCCAUCAUCCAGGCCGUUGAAGAGAUGAAAGCAACCAUAGUGCAGCUCAAGCAAGAUAUUUCCGAGGCGAAGGCUGCACAUAACGAAGCCUCCAAGGAGGUCAAGCGUGUGGAGCGAGACAUGGAAGAGUUCAGCAAGAACAAGGACAGCAAGCUCGCCGAGCUGCAAUCAUCCGUCGAGAAACUCCGAAAGGCCCUCACAAAGGCAUCAGGUACCAUGAAGCCAUUGCAGCAAGAGAUGCGAGACGCCAAAGUCGAGCUUGAACAGUGUUCGGCCGAUCUUGCCGCGACGCAAGAGCAGGGACAAGAUCUCGACGUGACGCUAAAGUCACUUCAAGAUGAGGUCGACGCGCUCGUGGCGGACCAGUCCAGCGCCAAAGAAGCUCACGACCAAGCGAAAGCCAACCUGGAUACAGAACAGGCCAAACUGACCGGUUUCGACGAAGAGCUCCGGGCGUUGGAACAGGCUUCCCGGUCGAAGUCCGCGUUGACCACGGAGGAGGGCCUGGAAUUGCAACGUCUCGGACACCAAGUUGACAAAGCCGAGAAAGAAGAACAAUCCGCCUCCCACGCUAUCGGCCACAUGGAAAAAGAGCACGACUGGAUCGCCGACGAGCGCGAUGCCUUCGGACGCGCCGGCACCCCAUACGACUUCAACGGGCAGAACAUGUCCGAAUGCCGCACGAACCUCAAAAGCCUCGUCGAGCGCUUCCAAGGGAUGAAGAAGAAGAUUAACCCGAAGGUGAUGAGCAUGAUCGACAGCGUGGAGAAGAAAGAAGCCAGCCUGAAGCACAUGAUGCGCACGGUGAUCAAGGACAAGAAGAAGAUCGAGGAGACGAUCGUCAAUCUGGACGAGUAUAAGAAGGAGGCGCUGCAGACGACGUGGGAGAAGGUCAACGGUGACUUCGGACAGAUCUUCAAUGAGCUGUUGCCGGGGAGUUUCGCGAAAUUGGAUCCGCCUGAGGGGAAGACGAUCGCGGAUGGGUUGGAGGUGAAAGUCAGCCUGGGCAAGGUGUGGAAGCAGAGUCUCACCGAGCUGAGCGGUGGUCAAAGAUCGCUCAUCGCGCUGUCACUCAUCAUGGCUCUACUCCAAUUCAAACCGGCGCCGAUGUAUAUCCUCGACGAAGUCGACGCCGCGCUCGAUCUCUCCCACACGCAGAACAUUGGGCGGCUGAUCAAGACGCGGUUCAAGGGAUCGCAGUUUAUCGUGGUCAGUUUGAAGGAUGGGAUGUUCCAGAACGCGAACCGUAUCUUCCGGACGAGGUUUAGUGAGGGGACCAGUGUCGUUACCGCAUUGACGCCGGCGGACUUAAAGUAG
Eremomyces bilateralis CBS 781.70 is the source of this 3540-nucleotide messenger RNA. RefSeq names its product RecF/RecN/SMC protein. Bases 1 to 3540 code for a protein of 1179 amino acids. The record is from RefSeq and is a predicted model, not a curated record. Gene Ontology annotation, cellular component: chromosome. Gene Ontology annotation, biological process: chromosome organization. Lineage: Eukaryota; Fungi; Ascomycota; Dothideomycetes; Eremomycetales; Eremomycetaceae. The transcript is spliced from 4 exons. Gene Ontology annotation, molecular function: ATP binding; ATP hydrolysis activity; protein binding.